Messenger RNA from Lycium barbarum (goji berry), 6246 nucleotides. RefSeq names its product probable plastidic glucose transporter 2. Gene Ontology annotation, cellular component: membrane. Gene Ontology annotation, biological process: monosaccharide transmembrane transport. Gene Ontology annotation, molecular function: hexose transmembrane transporter activity. The transcript has 13 exons. The record is from RefSeq and is a predicted model, not a curated record. NCBI's taxonomy places the organism in Eukaryota, Viridiplantae, Streptophyta, Magnoliopsida, Solanales, Solanaceae. The coding region runs from base 351 to 1565 and encodes 404 amino acids.
AAAAAGCACAAAACAGCCAUUAAUUAAUAUUCUUCCAAUUUCACUUUCUUAAUAAAACAUGAUUAUUAUUACUACUUAGAAAGAAUAUCACGCUCCUCCAAAAAGAAGAAGAAACAAUAAUAAUAAGACAAAAGAAAAGUGAAUGAAAAGUGCAGUGUCGUCUUCAACAAUCACAGCAGGCGUAUAUUAGCAGCAACCACAGAUCACUGAUUCUUUUUCUAUAAUUGCAUCUAAAGAUAGAGUUAUUCCAGAAGUUUCAGUGAAACGAGGACUCUUCUAGCGGUUGCUUUUACUUUGAUUGGAUAUUUUUUCUCUCAUCGUUGGAUGAUCGGAUAGUAAGAGAAAGGUAAAUGAAGCUCAGUUGUGGUAUGCGGGGACACUUGCGUGCUUCAUCCUCAAUGUAUAAGCGCAUGACAUCCAGGGAUUCCAUGAAUUCUGAUGUCGAAGCCGAUUCAGAUCUUCUUCAGAAUGGUGUAGAGCAAGAGAUGACAAAUCCUUCUUGGAAAUAUUCGUGUCCACAUGUACUUGUGGCAACAAUAGUUGCAUUUCUGUUUGGCUAUCAUCUUGGGGUGGUGAAUGAGCCACUUGAAAGCAUUUCAGUUGAUCUUGGCUUCAGCGGGGAUACAUUGGCCGAAGGUCUGGUGGUGAGUACUCUUCUGGGUGCUGCCUUUGCUGGAUCCCUGAUUAGUGGUUGGAUUGCUGAUGGAGUUGGCCCUCGUCGAGCCUUUCAGUUGUGCUCAUUGCCUAUGCUUAUGGGUGCUUCAUUAUGUGCUACAGCCAAAACUCAAGCAAGCAUGCUUACAGGAAGAUUUUUAGUGGGAUUAGGAUUGGGCGUGGGUCCUCCUGUUGCUUCUCUUUACGUAGCAGAGGUUUCUCCUGCUCAUGUGAGGGGUACUUACGGGAGUUUAAUUCAAAUAGCAACAUGUCUUGGGCUGAUGGCAGCUCUUGUUAUAGGGAUCCCCGUCAAGAAUAUAGUGGGUUGGUGGCGUGUAUGCUUUUGGGUGUCUACUAUUCCGGCUGCAAUACUUGCAAUUGCUGUGAUGUUUUGUGCUGAAUCUCCUCAUUGGCUAUACAAGCAAGGAAGAUUUGCCGACGCUGAAGUCCAGUUUGAGAGGCUUCUAGGAAGCUCUCACGUUAAGAGUGCAAUGGUGGAGCUUUCAAAGUCGGAUAGAGGGGAUGAGAGUGAAAGCGUUAAGAUCUCUGAAUUGCUCUAUGGUCGGCAUUCUAGAGUUGUUUUUAUUGGGGCAACCCUAUUUGCUUUACAACAACUAUCAGGAAUAAAUGUUGUGUUUUAUUUCUCUUCAACUGUAUUUAGACGUGCGGGAGUAUCCUCGAACCUGGCAAAUGUUUUUGUUGGGAUUGCAAACUUGACAGGGUCAGUUGUGGCCUUGCUUCUGAUGGACAAAUUAGGAAGGAAAGUCCUCCUUCAUUGGAGUUUCUUUGGAAUGGUAACAUACCUUACUGAAGACUUUAAGAAGAGAGAUUUUAUCAAUUCUCAAGUGUUUCUAUACAACCAAUUACAGAGAAUCAGAUUUGUCAACACUCCCCCUCAAGUUGGUGCAUAGAUAUCACACAUGCUCAACUUGCAAACUAAGUUGUGAAAAGUUCAACUGCUAAGCCCUUCAGUGAAAACAUCAGCUAGCUGCUUGCUGGAUGUCACAUGGAACAGGCUCAAGGUAUCAUCAGUCAACUUUUCCUUGAUGAAGUGUCGAUCAAUUUCAAUGUGUUUUAUCCGAUCAUGUUGUACUGGAUUAUGGGCUAUACUGAUGGCUCUCUUGUUGUCACAGUACAAGGAUAAUUUAUUAUCUCCAGACAUUUUCAGUUCUUCUAGUAGCUUUCGCAGCCAUAGAAGUUCACAGAAACCCUGAGCCAUAGCUCUAUACUCUGCUUCAACACUUGAUCUAGCAACUACAGUUUGCUUUUUGCUUCUCCAAGUGACUAAGUUCCCUCCCACAAGUGUGCAAUAACCAGUAGACCUCCUAUCAUCUAGAGAUCCAGCCCAAUCAGCAUCUGUAAAAGCUUCUAUAUGGAGGUGACCAUGUUUGGCGAAAAGAAGACCUUUUCCAAGAGCAGAUUUCAAAUAUCGCAGAAUGCAUUAGACAGCCUGCAUGUGAGACUCACGAGGAUCAUGCAUGAACUGGCUUACCAUGCUAACUGCAUAUGCUAAGUCAAGUCUAGCGUGUGAAAGAUAAAUGAGUCUUCCAACCAAUCUCUGAUAUCUUUGUUUAUCAACCGACUCUCCUAUCCCUGCUUGUAACUGGUGGUUACUCUCAAUUGGUGAUCCUCCUGGUUUACAACCCAACAUACCAGUUUCUUCCAAGAGAUCUAGAAUAUAUUUCCUCAGAAAUGAAGAUUCCUUUUCCUGAUCUAGCCACUUCAAUUCCCAAGAAAUAUUGCAGCUUCCCUAGAUCCUUGAUAUAAAACUUGUGAGCCAAAAACUUCUUUAACCGACCCAUCUCUUCUUUGUCAUCACCUGUCAUCACUAUAUCAUCAACAUAAACUAUUAAAAGAGUGAUCUUACCGGGUCUUAUAAAGAGAGUAUGAUCAGCAUUGCUUUGUUGAUAACCAAAAGAAAACAUGGCUUUGCUGAAUCUGUCGAACCAUGCUCUGGGAGACUGUUUUAGCCCGUAUAAAGAUUUCUUCAAUCUACAUACCUUUCCUUGACUUGUUUCAUUGUCAAAUCCAGGAGGAAUCUCCAUAUACACUUCUUCUUCCAAUUCACUGUGUAAGAAUGCAUUUUUUACAUCAAACUGCUGCAAUUCCUAGUCAAGGUUGAUUGCACAAGAUAACAAGAUUCUGAUUGUGUUCAUCUUGGCGACAGGAGCAAAUGUCUCUUGGUAGUCCACUCCACAUGUUUGAGUGAAUCCCUUAGCUACCAAUCUGGCCUUGAACCUCUCAAUCGAACCAUUGGCUUUAUGUUUCAUAGUGAACACCCACUUGCAGCCCACCAACCAACUGUUUAUCUGGUGGAGGAACAACUAAUUCCCAAGUCUUAUUUUUUGCUAGAUCCUUCAUUUCUUCAAACAUAGCUUCUUUCCACUUGGGAUCCUUGAAAGCUUCCCUCCAAUCCUGUGGAAUAGACACAGAGGAAAUGACAAGGCAAAGGCUCUAUAGGAAAGGGACAAGGAAUCAUCGGACAUAAAGUUAGAAAUAAGAUGUUUGGCACAGGAUCUGACCCCUUUUCUUUGAGCAAUAUGUCUAUCUAAAGCAGCAGAAGAAUCAGAAAUUAAAGUUGACUUACCAUAAGAGGAGGACCCUUGGCAGGGAGUAGGUUGCAUUGCAUGAUGGCUUCUUGUCUCCUGUUUCUCCUUGAAUAUCUCAUCAAAUCAGGUUUGUCCAGACGUCCAAUAGUCUCUUUGUGAACAGUAGUCUCCCCGGAGCAGUACUUCUUACAGUUUCCUCCUAAACACUCUCUAAUGGAACUCUCACCUGGAGUAAUGUCAUCAAGAGAUCCAAAAUUAAGUAUCACCUCUUCUCUUUCAUUACUCUACCCCUGAGGAGGUGAUUGGGUUCCAUUGAAGUAAGGUUCAGAUUCUCUAAAAGUAACAUCCAUUCUUACAAAAUACUUCCUUGAUGGAGGAUAGUAACAUCGAUAACCUUUAUGUGUUGGAGAAUACCCAACAAACACACAUUUAAGGGCCCUUGGAUCUAGUUUUCCUGCAUUCCUACUAUGAACAAAACAAACACAUCCAAACACCUUUGGAGGAAUAGUAUAGACACUAUUCCCUCGUAAAAUCUUUGAAGGACUCUUAAAAUUGAGUGUUUUGAGAGGCAUUCUAUUGAGAAGAUAAGAAGAUGCUAAGUAAGGUUUUGGGAGAUUCAUAGUGAACAUGAGGGAUCUAGCAACUUCCAAAAAUGUCUAUUUUUUCGUUCAGCCACUCCAUUUUUUUUACUAGUGUAAGGACAACUAGUUUGGUGGAUGAUCCUGUUAGACUCCAAAUAAGUACCAAAUCGACUAUCCAUGUAUUCGAUGCAAUUAUCAGUUCUCAAAAUUUUUAUCUUAGUUUCAAACUGAGUGCGAACCAUCUUAUGAAAAGAUUGAAAGCAAGAAAAUACAUCACUUUUUGCCUUUAUCAGGUAAACCCAAGUCAUUCAUCGACUACCGUACACAGAGGCUGUCUGAGUAGGCCCCCAAACAUCAGAAUGGAUAGUCAUAAAAGGAAUUGUGCUUUUAUUAUUACUAUUACUUGACGGAUAAGAGUUUCUAGUAUGUUUGGCAUACUCACAAGCGUCACAAAACAAAGAAUCAACCUGAAUCCUAGAAAACAAACUAGGAUAUAAUUUUUCUAAGAUAAAAAAGAAUGGAUGCCCCAACCGCCUAUGCUACCGUAUAAUUUCUUGAUUGGCAUUCUUAUUUUCUCCAAAAAAAAAAGCCUUGACAUAGAACAUCACUUUGAUUCCUCUCCAACAUAUAUAAGCCAUCAUGCACUCUAUCAUUGCCAAUCCUCUUCCCUGUUUGAAGAUCCUGAAAGACACAAUAAUCAGGAAAAAACUCAACUUUGCAGUUUAAAGCUUUGGUGGUGGCGCUGACUGAUAAAAGGUUAACUGGAAACUGAGGGACAUGAAGUACAGAAGAUAACUUAAUAUUUGGAGCACAAAAAACAGAACUUGUUCCAGCUAUCGGGGAAAAAGAACCAUCGGCUAUUCUAACAUUGUCUGUUUUUAGACAUGGAGUGUAGUUAAGAGGUUCUUUAGAGGAGCCUGUCAUGUGUCUAUUCGCACCAGAAUCAAUAAUCCAUGAAAUUCGCACCAAAAUCAAUAAUCCAUGAAUUAAGAUGAGCAGUAAAAGCAGUACCUGACUUCACCAAAUUAGAUGUUGCACCUGAGGAAGAGUCAAGUUGCGACAAAAAGGACUUGAGAUGCUUGAGUUCACUAGGAGAGAAAAAUUCACGAGAGGUUGUCUCCUUAGAUGACUCUACUGUCUCUGACAAAUUUGCUUGAGCUCUCAUUGAGUUGACUCGUUUUCCUCCACGACCUCUAGAGGGUCGAUCAUGUAACUUCCAGUAAGUUUCCUUGGUAUGGCGUGGCUUCUCACAAUAAUCACAAGGUAAUUGAUCUUUAUCAUAAUUGGUAGCCUUUAUGUGCUCACGAGAAUCACUAGCGUUCAAUCCAGACUUCUCAAUUGAUGUUGUGUAAUGACUAGUCGUCAACCCAGACUUCUCUAUUCAUGUUGUGUAGAGCAUAGCACUCCUCCUGCUUUCUUCCUGCAAGAAAUAGGAAUAGGCUUCCUCAAGAGAAGGAAAAGGGGUUUUACCAAGUACUUGAACCCUUAUCUAGUCAAAUUCGUGGUUUAAACCGGGCAAAAAAUCGUAGAUCCGGGCAAGAAAUCGUAGAUCCGCUCCUUUUCAACCAGUUUUUGGAACUUUACUGCAUCCUUAGUACAAUCUGCUUGGAAGUCUUGAUAAUAAUCUAGCUCUUGCCACAAACCACUCAAUUCAGAAAAAUAAUGAGAAAUUGACAUCUCACCUUGCUUUGUGCCAUGGACUUUGUUACAGAUCUUAAAGAUCUGAGCAUCAUUUUCCAUGUGUGAGUAGGUGAGCUUAGUUGCAUUCCAUAUUUUUUCAGCAGUGUCUAGCAAUAUAUAUUGUCUGGUAAUCUGGGGUUGCAUAAAGUUGAUCAGCCAUGACAUGACAAGCGAAUUCUCUGAGUCCCACUGGUUGUAUGUGGGAUCAGAGAAAGCUGAUUUUUUCUUAUCCCCAUUAAUGUACCCUGUAACUUUCUAGCUUUGAUAAAUAAUAAACUGGAUCUAGACCAAGCAAGGUAAAUGGCACUACCAUCAAGUUUCACAGGGCUAAUCCGUAGGUGUGAAUUAGUUUCUGACAUGGUGGCAAGAAAAAAGCUAGAACAGUGGAAAACAAAAGGAAAAUCAGAGAGAAACUUUACAGCGGCUCAAUAGUGCGGGAGAGAGGAAACUCUAUCUCCUAAAAAGGCAUGAGCUCUGAUACCAUGAAGACUUCGAGAAGAGAGAUUUUAUUAGUUCUCAAGUGUGUCUAUACAACCAAUUAUAGAGGUAUUUAUACACAAAACUGAAGCCUAACUAGGAAAUAUACAAUUAACGAAACAAGAAUCUAUAAUAAUGGAAACUAAACCAGAUAAGAAUCUGUCUAAUUAUGAUGUAGAAUCUGAUCAUAUCAAAAACAUAUCAGAAUCAAAUCAGAAUCUGAUCCAAUCUUAAUAGACUCAGGUUUGUCAACACUUACUUAUUGUAUACCUGCUUGACUGAGAUCAUUAAUACUUGGAAAGCAA